ACGUGACAGGUUAUAAGGAUUGUAAGAUCCAUGCUAUAAGGAGAUUUUAAAAAAAUAUGUAUCUGGCGUAUUUCUCAAGAUGAAUUCUGUGUUCAUCUUACAUUUAGGAAGAAUAGUUUAAAAAAUGUUAAAGGCUACUUCAAACAAAAAGUCGCCGGACCAGUUUUUCACGUUUUUGUGUAAGGUGGCCAUUACGCAGGUAAAGGGAGUGAACGCGACGCAGCCCUUUUUUUAAGCCAGGUAAAGUAGCACGGUGCGUUAGCUUAGAACGAGGAAACACCAGCUUUUAAAAAGGGGGAAACGAUACAUACAAAUACUUUUUAGGAAGGCCAGGAAGCUGGGAUUACUUGAUAACGCACCAUGAAUCUAGACCGGUCAGACUCCCAGGAAUCUCUUGAUGGUCCUGAUGAUGAGGUUAUGCCAUACAGUGAUGAUGAAACGGACGAUGAACUGGAGCAGAUAUCCGAGGGUGAGGAACCAGAGGUACCUCCAGUAGUGGAGGUCAAGCCUACUGAGGGUCCCUGGAAAGUCCGUGCAAAUGACCGAGAUUUCUGUAACUUGCCUGAGUUCCAGAAACCAGCCCUUCUCUGCUUCAAGAAGAGCAAGUAUGCUGGAAAUGCCAUCAAGACAUACAAGUAUAAUGUUUUCACAUUUAUACCAUUUAACCUAUAUGAACAGUUCAAAAGAGCAGCAAAUUUAUAUUUUCUUGUAUUACUGAUUUUACAGAUCAUUCCUCAAAUUUCUACAUUGCCUUGGUAUACUACCCUUGUGCCUUUAGUUAUUGUUUUGGGAAUCACAGCUAUUAAAGACUUGAUAGAUGAUCUGGCACGUCACAGGAUGGACAAGGAGAUCAACAACCGGAAAUGUGAAGUUUUAUCUGAUGGCAG
Paramormyrops kingsleyae is the source of this 887-nucleotide messenger RNA. NCBI's taxonomy places the organism in Eukaryota, Metazoa, Chordata, Actinopteri, Osteoglossiformes, Mormyridae. The record is from RefSeq and is a predicted model, not a curated record.